AUGGGGAAAGAUGGAGUCGUGGAAGAUUGGGAUAUGGCUGAGAAGUUGUGGGAAUAUUCAUUCGCGUCAAGGUUAACGCACACGAAACCGGGCAAUCCAAUGCUCAAUGGUUUAAAUGACCCAUCAGCAGACUUGUCAACUGAGAUGGAGAUUGUGGAGUCAGAAGAAAAGCCCCUGUCGGACACCCCGUUGCUUAUGACUGAAUCCGGCUGGAAUCCUACAAAAGCCCGAGAGAAGACGAUUGAAAUCGCCAUGGAAAGCUGGGGAACGCCAGCUUACUAUCUUUCCAGGACAGGGCCAAUGGCUGCUUUUGCAGCCGGCAAGGCAUCCGCUUUAGUUAUCGAUGUUGGAGCAUCGAUGGUUUCUGUCACUCCAGUUCACGACGGUCUAAUUUUAAAACGCGGCGUACAACAUUCUCACCUUGCCGGAGACUACAUCUCUUCCCAGAUCCGUGGUCUUUUCAAACAAAAUACUCCCCAACCAAUCACCGUAACACCCCACUACCUCAUCUCUUCCAAAACCGCCGUCGAUGCUGGCCAGCCAGCGCAAGCAACGUACCGCAAUAUCCCAAGCGACCAGGCCCCCGAUGCGUCAUUCCGCCACCUGUUAGAAAAACCGCACCAUUUCCGAAUUCAAAGAAUGCGUCGUGCAAGUUUGGCCCGGUCCCCACGCUUUAUCCAGUGUCAACCCAGCCGGCGUGCCCAACGAGGAUAUUGCAAGAAACAGCCCAGGCCGACCCUUUGA
This is a messenger RNA of Uncinocarpus reesii 1704, 744 nucleotides long. RefSeq lists its product as uncharacterized. Gene Ontology annotation, biological process: regulation of transcription by RNA polymerase II. The coding region runs from base 1 to 744 and encodes 247 amino acids. Gene Ontology annotation, molecular function: chromatin binding. The record is from RefSeq and is a predicted model, not a curated record. NCBI's taxonomy places the organism in Eukaryota, Fungi, Ascomycota, Eurotiomycetes, Onygenales, Onygenaceae. Gene Ontology annotation, cellular component: NuA4 histone acetyltransferase complex; SWI/SNF complex. The transcript is spliced from 2 exons.